Messenger RNA from Malaya genurostris, 1011 nucleotides. RefSeq lists its product as uncharacterized. Lineage: Eukaryota; Metazoa; Arthropoda; Insecta; Diptera; Culicidae. The coding region runs from base 1 to 1011 and encodes 336 amino acids. The record is from RefSeq and is a predicted model, not a curated record. The transcript has 3 exons.
AUGAAUAUUGCUUGCGCUUUGAAGGUAGGACUAAUACCUAUUGCACCCGCUAUUAUUGCCAAAAAGAUUAAAAAUGAGUGGCAUUAUUCUGGUAUAGAAGUUAUAUUAGUCAGAACAAUCGCGAAGCAUUUGAAUUGUACACUUGAAUUCAUUCAACCUACUGGUAAUCUUCGCUGGGGAGAUUUAAGAGAAACAAACAGUACUGGAUUGAUGGGAAUGAUUCAGUCAGCUAAAGUGGAUUUUGGAAUCGGUUCUCUUGAUCGAUCUCUUCAACGCAAUUCGAUAUUGAAAGCAGGAGUGGUGAGUUUCUACGACGAGAUGGUUUUUACCGUUCCAGCAGGAAUCCAAUUUGAAGCCGUUGAAAAGCUAGCACUACCUUUCGCCAAUCAAACCUGGUUAUUAAUAGUGAUAUGCUGGUUGAUAAUGUCUAUGUUGUUAGGAAUCCAUUCCAUAGGAUGUUUAAAUCGAAUAAAAUUGGAUAAAAUAACAGCUCCUGAGUUACAAGUUUGGAUUCUACUUUUGGGAGGUGGACUUCACAAAUCACCGAAUACUAACGUAUGUAGAUUGUUAGUGUUAAGUUGGAUUAUGGCAACACUGAUCCUUCGAACGUGGUAUCAGGCAUCGUAUUUUGAGCAUUUGCGAGAUGGAAUUGUACCUAAACCUAUACUUUCAUUGGAAGAUAUCGACAAAGCUGGAUUACGUUACUACUUGUAUGAUAUAUCUCGGAGAUUGUUUCUUCAUAGUCCUCAUAUUCUGGAAACAGCUAUACCCGUGCCUGAAUCGACAGGGGCCGAAGAAGUUAUGACCCAAAUAGCAGAGAAUCAAUUAAAUGGGGUGCAUCCUUAUGCUCGGUUCUACAUAGCAUUCUUCAACAACCAAAGAAAAGGACAAGCACAGGUGCAUAUAAGUAAGCACGUGAUUGAACUCUAUCAAACAGCCAUCUAUUAUCCCAAAAAAUCUACUUUGAAUCGUUUGAUUGAUCCCAUCGUUCUUCGAUCUCAAGUGGAAUAG